Molecule: messenger RNA, 780 nt
Organism: Saccharomyces paradoxus
Lineage: Eukaryota; Fungi; Ascomycota; Saccharomycetes; Saccharomycetales; Saccharomycetaceae
Gene: SGF29
Product: Sgf29p
Exons: 1
Coding region: 1-780 (259 amino acids)
Cellular component (GO): SAGA complex
Source: RefSeq, a predicted model, not a curated record
AUGGACGGAUAUUGGGAUGUUGUGGUGUCAUCCUUGCAAGACAUAUACAAUGCUAACGAGGUCAUUCCAUUCGAUGAUGACUUGCAAACGAAAAAACUAAACUUCCUUAAUAUGUCAAAGGAUCAGCUGCAAUUGCAUCUCACCACUUUUCAAGAACACAUGGAAAACGUCAACAGAGUGCACCGCAUCCUUGACAAUGUGCGUUCCAAUUUGUCCUUAAUGUUGAAUCAGCCACGAGAGGAAAAGAGUGAGGAAAAUGCUGAAGAUAUAGAAGAAGGAGAAGGGACGGGUAUGCCAUCGUCGCAAGGCAAAAAAGCUGUGGGGAAAGUUGGCAGAUCGUACUGGACCAGUGAGUACAAUCCAAAUGCACCUAUUUUGGUGGGCUCGGAGGUUGCUUAUAAACCCAGAAGGGGCAGUGCCGAUGGCGAAUGGAUACAAUGUGAAGUGCUCAAAAUAGUAGCAGAUGGUACACGGUUUGAAGUGAGAGACCCUGAACCUGAUGAAUUAGGCAAUUCAGGCAAGGUCUAUAAAUGUAAUUGGAAGGAAUUAUUGUUGAUCCCACCAGGAUUUCCCACCAAAAACUACCCGCCAGGUACUAAGGUUCUGGCAAGAUAUCCUGAAACUACUACUUUUUAUCCUGCAAUUGUCAUCGGAACCAAGAGAGACGGCACUUGCAGGCUUCGAUUUGACGGCGAAGAAGAAGUGGACAAGGAGACAGAAGUCACCCGCCGCCUAGUACUUCCUUCGCCAACGAUUUCGGCCAACCUAGCAAGGAAAUAG